CGUAGCGGCCGCCACCGGGCGGGGCGCUCAGGACGGAAAUCCGUGUGCGCUUCAAUAUGGCGGCGCCCGCCCACCGCCGGUUGCGGCGCUUGAGCGUGAUGUAGUGCGGUGCCUCCGCCAUGCCCAAGUACUACGAGGAGAAGGAAGAGGACAAGCGGGCCUGCAGCGGGGUGCGGGAGGACCUGAGGCAGUGCCUGCUGGAGAGCCCCUGCGUCCUGCAGGAAAACAAAAGUCCCAGGCAAUGCUUGAGGGAAGGGCACUGCAAAGGUUUGCAGCUCACGUUUUUUGCGUGCAAAAGGUCGAUGCUGGAUACCAGGACAAGAUUCAGAGGAAGGAAGGGAUACUGAAGUCCUUGGAAGAGACCCUGUCAUGGGAAAUUGGAGUUCAUCAGUACUUUAACUGGAGCAGAGGCUAAAGUAAGAAGAAUCUGCCUGCCACACAUUCUUUUGUCCAGAGCUUUCAUGGAAGGUAUCAACUUCUGGAAAUUCUGACAGAUGCCUGGGUAUACAUUUAAAUGUUAAAAAGAAGGGAAGCAUAAAGCUGCAAGUUCUGGCCAAAAUGGGUACCUGCCACAUGCCUGUAAUAAAAUACACAGAAUCCAGAAAAAACUGCUGAAGUUAUCACUGUGUUUUGGAGUGAAGUUGGCUUUUGUAGUUAUACUAAUUCUGGUAAUAUUUUACCAUUACAACUAAUAGAAAAUAAUGAGAUUUGAAAUGAGUGGUGUGCCAGAGGAUACCUCAGGGUAGAGCUGUCCUUAGAGAAGCUGAGUUGACCAAGGUGAGAUGAGUGUGAGUUGCUUCCUUCCCAGUUAGUUUAUUGCCCAGUACUCCUGCCCUUCUACUCCUACGGGUAGAAGUGGUGAUGUCUUUACAGUGCCAUACACACAAGGAUGGUAUCUCCUUCCUCAUGAUACGAAUUCCUUUUGAUGUCAUUUUGCAUGCUUAUUAGCAUGGUCUGAUCUCAUUGGACAACUGGAUUAAAAUUUGAUUUCUGUAUAUUAAAGGAUGUUUGAUGAAUCUUACCGUAA
This is a messenger RNA of Meleagris gallopavo (turkey), 1027 nucleotides long. It is a transcript of the gene COA5, whose product is annotated as cytochrome c oxidase assembly factor 5. The record is from RefSeq and is a predicted model, not a curated record. Gene Ontology annotation, cellular component: mitochondrion. NCBI's taxonomy places the organism in Eukaryota, Metazoa, Chordata, Aves, Galliformes, Phasianidae. Gene Ontology annotation, biological process: mitochondrial respiratory chain complex IV assembly.